AUGGCACUGGCCAAUAGCGAGCUCGACGAGCUCGCUAUGUGGGACGGGUUCACCAUCCAGCUUCACGAGUCGGCGCUCGCGCAGGGUAGGCCGGCGACUCCUCCGGCCAUGCUGACGCGUUCCAAUGACCGCGCGCCGACUUCAGCUCCUUCAACAGCCUGGGCAUUCCUCGAACAAACCCAGCUUCUACAUUGUUCACAUCCCCGUCCUGCAAACAGCGGCACCUUGCAUGUCGCUGCGCAAUGCCCCGAGAGCCAUGCCGUGAAGCUCCUCACGGUGAAGCGUUCCUUCUCCUUCACCGACGUCAUCAACAACGAGCCGACGGCGGCCACCAAGACACUGCCAUCGUGGAGAGAAGGCACUGACUGCUGCCGCUGGGAGGGCAUCGGCUGCGACAAUGCUACCGGGUUCGUUACUCUCGUCGACCUCUCGAACCGGAACCUGCAGAUCAGUCGCCUUCCCUCCGACCUUUUCAGGCUUGCAUCUCUCCAAUACCUCAACCUUGCCUGCAACACGAUUACCAGCUCCCAGCUUCCGGUGCCCGGCUUCGAGAGCUUGACACAGCUGACCUACUUGAACCUGUCAAACUGCAACUUUGUUGGCCAGGUCCCGAUCAGUAUCUCACGGCUCACCAACCUCGCUACUCUCGACCUUGGACACAACCCUCUCUUGAAGCUCCAUCGUCUGUCCAACAUAGUGGCUAGCCUGAGCAAGCUCAAGGAGCUCCAUCUCGAUCAAGUUAACAUCACCGCCACAGCAUCUGAGUGCUUCAACGCGCUUGCCAAACAUGUCCCUCUUCUUCAGAUCCUUAGCCUAAACGGAUGUGGCCUCUCUGGUCCAAUCGUCCCAUCCUUAUCAACACUUCACUCCUUAUCGGUGAUUGAUCUUGGUGCAAACUGCUUGACCGGACCUCUGCCCGAUUUGUUUUCCCCAUCUAACUUCCCUUUGAUAACAGUACUUGUACUCGCCGAUAACAUAUUCGAGCCCGGACCAUUCCCUCUUGGGAUCACUGGGCUGAAAAAUCUCAUGAUUCUCGAUCUUAGGGCAACGAACCUCGUUGGCGUCAUUCCAGACUCCAUUGGGAACCUCACGUCAUUGACCAAAUUAUACCUCCGCCUGAACUAUUUCUCCGGUGGGCUGCCUCAGAUCCUCAGCAAUCUAACACACUUGACCAUACUGGACUGUGGAUAUUCUGGCUUGUCUGGGCGGAUUCCAUGGCUCACCAGCUUAACGCACCUGGAAAGCGUAUGGCUUGACCACAGCAGCUUCACUGGUCCGGUACCUCUCGACGGACAGCUUUACCCUUAUCUCUCGCACGUGGAUUUGAGCGAUAAUUCACUCUCUGGGACAGUACCGGCAUCCUUGUUCACCCAGCCAGCAUUGCACGAACUGUACCUCCAUAUGAACAAUCUCUCUGGUGCUAUUGAGGAAUUCCAGAAUCCAUCGUCGACGCUGGCUUACGUUUACUUGAACCAAAAUCAGCUGACAGGUGCAAUUCCAACUUCUGCUUCGCAACUCGCCGCUCUUGAUACCCUGCAACUUGACCACAACAAUUUCACUGGAACCUUGGAUCUAAACCCGUUCCUAAUGCUAAGGAACCUCAGUCGUUUAUCAGCCUCCUAUAACCCUUUGUUAUCUGCGUCCGGGGAUGGCAAUGAAGGCCAUGCUAAUAGUAGCAUUUCCUUCCUGGAUCUAUCAUACUGUAACCUAACCAGGUUGCCCGGUGCCCUUAGGUAUUUACCUAGACUAGAUUGUCUGGAUCUCUCUCGCAACCAAAUUAGUGGGGAGAUACCUGACUGGAUUUGGAGAAACAUGAGCAACUUGAUGCUGCAUCACAACCUGUUCACAACGGUUGAGCAGCCCAUGGACCAUGUUCAUAUAUCGAUCGUCGAUCUUAGCUUCAAUAAGCUCCGUGGCACGGUGCCUUUCCCUUACGGUGGGUACAUGCUUGAUUAUUCCAACAACAAAUUCUCUUCCAUCCCUUCAGGCAGCUUUCUUCGGCAGUUCAAAAGCACCUACUCCGUCGACCUGUCAAACAAUGAAUUAAGUGGGACUAUCCCAUAUGCGGACUGUCAUAGUCAUGAUGCGCUCCAGAUACUCGAUCUAUCCGGCAAUAAUCUCAGCGGGUUGGUGCCGCCUUAUCUUCUGAAAGGGUGCAAUGACCUGGAGGUGUUGAAUCUGAGGGGGAAUCGCCUUGGCGGGACAUGGCCCGAUGACAUGGACGAAUCAUGUAAUCUGAAGCUCGUGGAUUUACAUGGCAACCAGAUGGAAGGACGCCUGCCAAGAUCGCUGGCUCGGUGCCAAUACUUGGUGGCACUUGACGUUGGUGGAAACCAUUUUUUGGAUUCUUUCCCGUCAUGGCUAGCUAAGCUACCGGAGCUUCGGCUACUUAUCUUGAGACACAACAAAUUUCAUGGCCCAGUGAGCAUCCCUGCGCUUGACUUUGGAGAUCAGACUGCAGUUGGUUACUUCAGUCGUGUACAGAUCAUUGAUCUUGCAGGAAACGGCUUCAGCGGUGAUCUAGCCUCAGAUUUCUUCAAGGGUUUUGGGUCCAUGGUUUGGGACCCCAGCGCCAACGGAACUGCGGACUAUGAGGACACACUGUAUGCUUCAGCUGGGAGAUCGAGCUAUCAGGUGGCGGUGGAUGUCGCCAUGAAGCAACAAUACAUGCGGGUGGCAAAAGUACGGACUGACCUGGUGGUGAUUGACCUGUCGAGCAACCGGUUCAGCGGCUUCAUCCCCAGGUCAAUCGGCAACCUGACGUCCCUGCUCGUGGUAAACUUGUCUCGCAACGCCUUCGCAGGUGGGAUCCCAGGCGAGCUCAGUCAGUUGGCCCGGAUUGAGUCACUAGACCUAUCAUGGAACUAUCUCACAGGGGAGAUCCCGCGAGGUUUGGCAAUGUUGACGAGCCUCGAGUGGCUCAACCUCUCCUACAAUGAUCUCAGUGGGAGCAUACCUCCGGGCCCCCAGUUUUCGACCUUCUCCACCAGCUCCUUCCAAGGCGGAAACAGAGGGUUGUACGGGUGCCCGCUUCCUGUCAAAUGUAAGCUCGCGAUCGUGCUGCCUCCGCCGACUUUGCCACCUCCGGUGUCUGAAGCGUCACCAGCUGACCUUAUCAUGUUGGGCCUUUUCGUUGGUGCAGGCUUCGGAGUCGGAUUUCUACUGUCAAUCACGUGGCAGUUUGGUUUCAGUUCUCGGGGAAACAAAAUGGCACUUCAGUUCUCGGAGUAA
Lolium rigidum is the source of this 3231-nucleotide messenger RNA. RefSeq names its product receptor like protein 27-like. The transcript has 3 exons. The coding region runs from base 1 to 3231 and encodes 1076 amino acids. NCBI's taxonomy places the organism in Eukaryota, Viridiplantae, Streptophyta, Magnoliopsida, Poales, Poaceae. The record is from RefSeq and is a predicted model, not a curated record. Gene Ontology annotation, molecular function: protein binding.